UUAUAUUCUCUAUUUAAUUAUAUUUAAAUUUUAGAUAUUUUGCUUAACAUAGUAAAUUUUAAUUAUAAAAAUGAGUAAAGCAGGCCAUUCAGGGGGAGAAACAAAACCAUAGUUGCCAAUUUAUUUAUACCAAUGAACCAAGUUAGCAAAAUGGAAAGAGUUAAAUGUUCCUUUUGCUUUGACAUUAUGUCUAAAAAUGGAACUCGAAUGACUAAACAUAUUGAAAAAUGUUGAAAAUGUCCUGGUGAAGUAAAAAGUCUAUAUGCAAAUAAAUCAAGUCAUAGUCAAAAACAGCAAGACUGCAGAUACAGAACCAAAAACAAAAAAUCCUCGAUCAGAUUCUUUCGGAACAUCCUUUUCUGAACCAAUUUGUAGAAGUAAAAUACCAAGUUCCAUGUUUGACAGCUUGACAAAAACUGAAAAGGUGUGUAAUGUAUUUUUAUAAUUUUAAGAUUUAUUUGAAGAAUGAGCUGAUAUGGCUACUAACUUAUUAAAAAUUCAUGAUGUAUAGAUUUUAGAUUUGUUUCAUGAUUGACUGAUGUACCAGUAUGACAUAUCUUUUGCAGGAAUUGAUUGAUACACACCUAGCAAGAGCACUAUAUGCCAGUGGGUCCCCACUCCAAUCAGUAGAAAAUAACUUAGAAAAUCUUUUUGAUUUAUUAUUUACUUAAUAAACAGAUCAUAUUUGUUUAUAUGCUGCUUUUUCUUUACAGAAAUGAAGCUAUCAUUAACUUUGUAAUGACAUUGCCUUCUUUAUCACCCAUUUUGUGGAAGACAUUGCCUGCAGGAACAUCAAGCCAUUCUGGUAAAUAUAUGGCAAAUGAAAUAAAGAAAGUUUUAGAAGAAAUAAAUUCUAACAAAGUUUCGGACAUUGUGACUGACAAUGCUGCAAAUAUGAAAAAUGCAUGGACUCGUCUAAAAGAUUUUUAUCCCCAUCUUCAAUGCUGUGUAUGCAUUUCACAUGGUUUAAAUUUGCUGUUUACAGACUUUUUUAAAUUGACAACUUUAAGUGUUUUGAUGUCACAAGCAACUGAUAUUGUUAGAGAAAUAAAAAAUUCUCAUUUAUCUGUUGCAGCAUUUAGAGAUAUACAAAAGAAGUCAGCUGGUGUAGCAACAUGCAUUUCCUUGAAACUACCUGUACGAACUAGGUGGGGAUCAACUGUAGCAUGCUUAGAUAGCAUACAGAAAAGUAGGCAACCGUUUAAAACAUUGGCUAUUUCUGAAAACAGUGGUCUUUAUUCAGCAACAAAAAAUAUUCUUCUAUCAGAUAUUUUUUGGGACAGGGUUGAAGGUUUUUUCAAAUUGCUGUCACCAAUAGCUGAUGCAAUAAAGAAAACUGAAUCAAAUACUCCCAUGUUAUCUACUGUUGUGGAAACUUUUCACUUCUUAGAAGAUCACAUUUUUAAAAAUUUGACAGUUAGCCCAUUCUCAAAAAAGGAAGAAGAAGCCAAAAAGAUCUUCAAAAAAAGAAAAGAAUUCUGUUUAACAGAAAUUCACUUGGCAGCCAAUAUACUAGAUCCCAAAUUUCAAGGCAGAGUCUUGACUGGAGAAUAAAAGACUGAUGCAUGUGAGGCGAUACAUAACAUUGCUGCAAGUAUGCCCGAAGUAAACAAAGAAAUUAUGAUGUAUGACUUGGCUAAUUACCAAUCAAAGGGUGGUAUAUUUUCAAAACCUUUUAUUUGGACUGCAGUUGGAAUAACUCAACCUAUAAAUUGGUGGAAAGGGUUGUGUUUCUUUACUGAACUAUCAAAAGUUGCAUCUAGAAUUCUUCAGCUACCAGCUUCAAGUGCAGCAUGUGAGAGAAGUUUUAGCACUUAUUCUAACAUUCAUAGUGCGAAAAGAAAUCGCUUAACGACUGAAAGAGCUGGAAACUAGUUUUCAUUUUGCAAAAUUUAAAACUUGAAAAUAUUGAAAACACCAGUUAUGAAAAUGGUACAAGCAUAACUACUCCUCAAAUUAAUAACUCGAGUGUAAAUAAAGUUCCAAGCACUUCAAUGCCUUGGUUAGAGACUGAAGCGGGUAAUAUAGAAAGUGACAGUGACUUUGUUUAUGAAUCAUUAGAAGAAGGUAAUCUAGGGCAGGAAGACUCGGACUCAGAAAGCACAUUCAUUUAGAAUAUCUUUUAUAGUUUAAAUUCAUGUUAAAAUUACUAUAUUAUUGGCUUUUUUGCUUAAAUAUUUAUACUUUUUUUUAAUUGUGUAUAUACUACACUACACAGUGCUACACUACUUAGCACUGAAUUAAUAACCAAUUUAAACUAAUGAAACAUUAUUAUUCAAAAAUAUAUUAGAAUUUCAUGUAAAUUAAUUAUAAAGUUAGAGCUUUUUUUAUAAGGGCUUACUGGCAAUAUAAUUCAACAUAUGUAAUAAACAGUGUA
This is a messenger RNA of Hydra vulgaris (swiftwater hydra), 2377 nucleotides long. RefSeq lists its product as uncharacterized. Lineage: Eukaryota; Metazoa; Cnidaria; Hydrozoa; Anthoathecata; Hydridae. The record is from RefSeq and is a predicted model, not a curated record.